Molecule: messenger RNA, 2054 nt
Organism: Cyphomyrmex costatus
Lineage: Eukaryota; Metazoa; Arthropoda; Insecta; Hymenoptera; Formicidae
Gene: Ptpmeg2
Product: Protein tyrosine phosphatase Meg2
Exons: 10
Coding region: 20-2011 (663 amino acids)
Biological process (GO): protein dephosphorylation
Molecular function (GO): protein tyrosine phosphatase activity
Source: RefSeq, a predicted model, not a curated record
GUCAGCGCGUUGAGUCAAAAUGGCAGCCACAUUAACCGCCGAGCAGGAGCAAGCUACAAAGGAAUUCAUAGAAGCUGUGAAUAGGUGUAGAGCUGGUAGACGAGCUGGACCAGUAUCCUGGAGCACGGCGGUCAAGUUUUUAGCGGCACGAAAGUUUGAGGUUCAACGAGCUUUAGCUUUGUACGAGCAGCACGAAGCCACUAGGAGGAGAGAGGGAUUAGCAGUUCUGCAUCCUACCCAGGAACCCCUACUCAGCGAACUGUAUACAGGAAAAUUUACUGUUCUGCCAUCAAGAGACGCAACAGGUGCAGCGAUAGCUAUUUUCACAGCGCAUUUGCAUCUUCCACAGAAUACUACACAUCAAACAACUUUACAAGGUGUUGUAUAUCAACUAGAUGCUGCCCUUGAAAGUGCAGAAACGCAGAAGCAUGGACUAGUUUUUAUUUAUGAUAUGUCUGAUAGCAAGUAUCAGAAUUUUGAUUAUGACCUGUCUCAGAAAAUUCUGACACUUUUGAAGGGUGGCUAUCCGGCAAAAUUAAAAAAGGUCUUGAUAGUGACGGCGCCGUUGUGGUUCAAAGCGCCCUUCAAGAUCCUUCGAUUAUUUGUUCGUGAAAAACUGAGGGACCGAGUGUUCACAGUAUCCAUCCCUCAGCUGACGUUGCAUAUCCCAAGAGAAUCAUUACCACAUCGUUUAGGCGGCACGUUGGAGGUACAGCAUGAAGCAUGGCUAUUACAUUGUCUUAAAUCCAUGACGAACCGAGGCGGGGGUGAACUGUGUGAGGUCACCCCAAGAGUAGGUACACCUGUGUCGCCCACGGCGAACGAUAAUACGGUUCAUCAAAAUCCCAAUGGGACUACAACACACAGUAGUUCGACUAGUCCUAUAAUCGAUAAGAACAAACAAGUGAAAAAUGGUGUGUCGAAUAUCAGCGAUAUCGAGAUCACCACCGCAAAUUCUGAUGCUUGGAUGGGAACCGAUGAGGCGCCAUCCCCAGUUCAACCUCCGUCCUCGGCUAGUUCUGGUUUUAGCGACGACGACAGUCUUCAUGGGGAUCCUGGGCUUCAGGCUGUUACCAUGGAGCAAUUUAUAGCGGAUAUACAUUCGCGAGGACGCGCUGGUCUCAUAGCGGAAUACGCGGAAAUUAGACAGAGACCGCCAGAUGGUUCAUUUAAUAAUGCAAAGUUAAGGUCUAAUCAAUCAAAGAAUCGCUAUACCGAUGUGCUUUGUUAUGACCACAGCAGAGUCUGCCUUUCACAAAUAGACGGAGAUGCAACGUCUGAUUACAUAAAUGCGAAUUUCGUCGACGGUUAUAAGCAAAAAAACGCAUUUAUCAGUACUCAGGGUCCUCUUCCGAAAACCUGCGGUGAUUUCUGGAGGAUGGUUUGGGAACAGCAGACGUUAGUCGUCGUUAUGACUACAAGAGUAGUGGAAAGAGGGCGUACAAAGUGUGCACAGUAUUGGGGUCCGGAACCAGGUGAUGAAGUACAAGCGGGUGGCUUCACCGUAACCACCCUUGAAGUCGAUACAAAUCCUGAUUACACAAUAUCCAUGCUUCUUCUUACAAACAAUAAGACUGAUGAGACGAGGGAGGUAUGCCACAUGCUGUACACAGUGUGGCCAGAUUACGGUGUUCCUCAGUCAGCUAAAGCUUUAUUACAGUUCUUGUCCUUAGUCAGGCAGCAACAGAGCAAAUUACUCGCUAGCAGAGGAGACACAUGGGCUGGACAUCCUCGAGGACCACCUAUAGUCGUACAUUGCAGCGCUGGCAUCGGAAGAACAGGCACAUUUUGCACCUUGGAUAUUUGCAUAUCGCGACUAGAGGACACUGGAACCGUAGACAUACGAGGAACUGUCGAGAAGAUUAGAGCACAAAGGGCCUACAGUAUUCAAAUGCCGGAUCAGUACGUCUUUUGCCAUCGUGCUUUGGCGGAAUAUGCGCUUUCCAAAGGAAUGCUCAGUGCGCAGCAUCUCUCCAUGUUACCUCCACCGAUCGAAGAGGAUUCUGAUUAAGAGAGUAACGAGUUCUGCUAUUAUAUACCGGAUUGAUGUUCUU